Molecule: messenger RNA, 1659 nt
Organism: Cordyceps fumosorosea ARSEF 2679
Lineage: Eukaryota; Fungi; Ascomycota; Sordariomycetes; Hypocreales; Cordycipitaceae
Product: ATP dependent RNA helicase (Dbp8)
Exons: 1
Coding region: 1-1659 (552 amino acids)
Molecular function (GO): ATP binding; nucleic acid binding; RNA helicase activity
Source: RefSeq, a predicted model, not a curated record
AUGCCCGCCCCGAAAAAGUCAAGAGUGAUCCAGGAGGGUGCAGAGACUGUGUCUGAAGCUUCCGUAUCAUCGGAUGAGUCCGACUACCUCGACAAUGCAGCAGCCCGCAAGCGGCGUCGAACCGACGACGCUACUUCCAGCGACGAUAGCGAGGACGGAGGCGCCCAGGUCGAUAGUGACGACGACGACGAGCAAGACGGGCCCCAACGAAAGAUGAACUCCAUUACCACUUCAUUUACGGCGCCGUCACGUAUCAAGAAGAAGGCCGCUGCAGCUCCACCGGCUGCUAAGCCGGGCGUCGAGGACACUUCUCCCGCCGAGCCCGCCCACACGCAGGUCCUAGCACCCACCGACUCGACCACGACCUUUUCGGCACUGAGUGUGCGGCCGUGGCUGGUGCAGUCACUUGCCAACAUGGCAAUUCGGCGGCCUACCGGGAUCCAGAAGGGGUGCAUCCCGGAGAUUCUCAAGGGGCGGGACUGUAUCGGCGGCAGCCGUACAGGUUCUGGGAAGACAGUCGCGUUCGCGGUACCGAUGCUGCAGCGGUGGGCUGAAGAUCCGUCAGCCAUCUUUGGAGUUGUACUGACGCCCACGCGCGAGCUUGCCCUACAAAUCUACGAGCAAUUCCGGGCUAUCGCGGCGCCACAGAGCCUGCGGGUCACGCUCGUCACGGGCGGGUCGGAUAUGCGCUCGCAGGCCAUCGCGCUCAAGCAGCGGCCGCACCUGGUGGUCGCAACGCCCGGGCGGCUGGCGGACCACGUGCGCACGUCGGGCGAGGACACGGUGUGCGGGCUGCGGCGCGUGCGCUACGUGGUGCUCGACGAGGCGGACCGGCUGCUCAAGGCCGCGGGCGCGGGCAGCAUGCUGCCCGAUGUCGAGGCGUGCCUGUCGGCGCUACCGCCGCCGACCGAGCGCCAAACGCUCCUCUUCACCGCCACCAUGACGCCCGAGGUGCGCGCGCUCGAGAAGAUGACCCCGAAGCCCGGCAAGCUGCCCGCGUUCGUGUGCGAGGUCGACACGCAGGCGCUCGCCAUCCCCGCGACGCUGCGCCAGACACACGUGCAGGUGCCCGUCACGCACAAGGAGCACUAUCUGCAUGUCUUCCUGCUCACUGCGGCUAAUCUCAGUAAGACGGUCAUCCUCUUCUGCAACCGCACGUCGACGGCCGACUUCCUCCAUCACCUUCUACGGCUGCUCGACCACCGAGUAACGUCGCUGCACUCGCGGCUGCCGCAGCGGCAGCGUGUGGACAACUUGGCGCGGUUCCGCGCGUCGGCAGCGCGCGUGCUCGUUGCGACCGACGUGGCGGCGCGCGGCCUCGACAUCCCCGAGGUCGGGCUGGUCGUCAACUACGACGUGCCGAGGGACCCCGACGACUACAUUCAUCGCGUGGGCCGCACGGCGCGCGCGGGACGCGCAGGUGAGGCCGUCACGCUCGUCGGUCAGCGCGACGUUGAGCUCGUGCUGGCCAUUGAGCGCCGCGUCGGCCGCCCGAUGGACGCCUGGGCCGAGGAAGGCGUCAACCUGGAGACGAGGGUCCUGCGCGAGGCGCUCAAGACGGUGACAGAAAAGAAGCGCGAGGCGCUGCUUGAGGUCGAGGAGGACAAGGAGGUUGGCGGAAAGAGGAAGCGGACGAAACAGAAGCUUCGGAUUGCGUAG